UGUACGUACAACAUCUUCCCUUCAUAGAACACGAACUCUCCAGUCCUCGGACAACUCUCUUUUUCCGCACGUUUCGCCUGCACGUGUUCUCCCCAGUCCAUGUGCUGUUCUAUUCUUAUCUGUAACACCAGAUCCCUACCCCCAAAUCAGCUUCCAAACUUCUUCCAAACCGUGGUGAGGAAACCGAUUCACCUAUCUGUGCAGAUCUGCAGCACUUCGUAACAGCAGAACGAAUAUUCCAUUCACGACUAUUUUGCUUUUUCUGUACCCAAAUAUAGCAGCUGUCCAUCUCAAGGCCAUCGCAAAUGCCGAAGCACGUGUUUUCGGCCGUAACGGUCCAGAUUGACCGACUGACAAGCGAGCAAUAUGAAGAAAAUGAUAUUGGUGGAGUUGUUGACCUCAUUGAGGUUAUCCGCAUCCAAGCAUCUGGACCAACAGAAGCAGCUCGAGCUUUGCGCAAGAAGCUCAAAUAUGGCAAUGCACAUCGCCAAAUACGCGCUCUUGUCAUACUGGAUGCAUUGAUCCAGAAUGCGGGUACAAGAUUCCAAAAAACGUUUGCAGAUGAACCCCUCUUGGAGCGACUUCGUAUCUUGGCCAGAGACGAUACAGUAGAUCCUGAUGUACGACAGAAAGCCAAUGUCUUGUUUCGCGGGUGGGCAGCGGAGUACAAGGGAAAACCUGGCCUCGAAAGAAUAGCGGCGCUGCACAAGGAGCUACCUCGAACUAAACGCCCGCAGCCGCAACAGUCUCGUAUAGUGCGGCAGCAAGACGCUGAAGCGGCUCGCGAACGUGAGGAGCACUCUCAAUCUCCUCCUAGAAAUAGGUGGUCCGAACCGUCGCAUAGUUCGUCUUCCAGGACGAGUGCUCCUGUUGCACCCGGCCCCGGUACCUCUACUAGUUCUUCAUUGUUCAGCAGGAGGGACAAGAAAGACAAGAAGACCAAGCGACAGCCGUUCAAUCUCGAAAGAGAGAAGGGACAGAUGCUCGAAACCAUCGCAUCAGCAAACGUUGCCAGCACGAAUCUGCUGAAUGGGUUGCAGCUUAUCAAUCGUGAGCAACAGCGAGUCAGCGAAAACGCAGAAGUCAUGCGCCGCUUCGAGACGUGCAAACAACUCCGUCGUCAAAUUCUGCGCUAUAUUCACCUUGUUGAAUCGGAACAGUACAUUGGUGGUCUGCUCAAUGCCAAUGAUGAGCUGGUCAAGGGACUAAUGGCAUUUGAAAUCAUGGACAAGAGUAUUGAUGACGACAGCGACAGCGACAACGAGGCAGGCAAUGUUUCCGCUGCUGAAGCGGCCAUGGCCAACAUGGACAUGAAUGAGGCUCCUCCACCAAAGCCACCGCGACCCACGAGCAUCCCCAUGCCUUCUCCCGUGACCAAUAAGCAGCCUGUUGAAUCGGACAGCGAGCCUGAAGAAGACGAGAACGAUCCAUUUGGUGAUAGCAACGCAAUCAAGACGCCUUUCGUAGAGAGAGGCCAGCCAACUUGGAGAGAUGUGUAGGGUCUUGGAUGUAAUUGCGAAAGGCUAUGUUUUGCGUCAAGGCACAGUGUGGGAUUCUCUUGAUCGUUUUUCGCGAUACCAUUUCUUAUGGGUUCACCAACUGAUUAGAUGUGAAAACAAUUUAAUUAACUUGAAAAUCGCUA
Molecule: messenger RNA, 1642 nt
Organism: Bipolaris sorokiniana ND90Pr
Lineage: Eukaryota; Fungi; Ascomycota; Dothideomycetes; Pleosporales; Pleosporaceae
Exons: 5
Coding region: 306-1499 (397 amino acids)
Biological process (GO): actin filament organization; actin cortical patch localization; endocytosis
Cellular component (GO): actin cortical patch
Molecular function (GO): ubiquitin binding; phosphatidylinositol binding
Source: RefSeq, a predicted model, not a curated record